Molecule: messenger RNA, 650 nt
Organism: Solanum tuberosum (potato)
Lineage: Eukaryota; Viridiplantae; Streptophyta; Magnoliopsida; Solanales; Solanaceae
Exons: 3
Coding region: 81-650 (189 amino acids)
Source: RefSeq, a predicted model, not a curated record
UGUAUUUUUUGAAAUCUCUCAUUGGUAAUAGGGCAUGUCCUGAAGGUUGUAUUGCAGAAGGCUAUAUUGCAAUUGAAUGCAUGACCUUAUGUUCGAGGUAUCUGCAUAGAAUUGACACAAAAUUCAAUCAACCUGAACGAAAUUUUGAUGGUGGUUUAAAAAAAUGUAGUGGAGGCUUAACUAUAUUUUGUCAACCCGGAAGAACUCUAGGAGCUAAAACUCCAUGUGAGCUUGAAGCAGAUGAAUUAGAACAAGCACAUAUAUACAUACUGAAGAAUUGUGAUGAAGUUUUACCAUUUCUCGAAGAGUUUGCACAAACUCAUGAGAAUGCUCGACACUUGUCUGAUGCAGAAUGGAACCGACAAUUUAUUGAAUGGUUUAAAGAUAGGGUCGCACAAUUGCACAAAGGAUAUGAAAGUCGUAUGAUGGAAGAUCUCCUGUCACUUUCACGCGGUCCUACACAAUAUUUGAGGUGUUCUAAUGGUUAUGUUGUUAAUGGAUAUAGAUUUCAUGUAGAAGAUUAUGAUAAGAAGUUAAGGACUCAAAACUGUGGCGUUGUUGUAUUGGGUGAGAAUGAUAAAGAUAGUGAGAACCUUGAUUACUACGGUGUAUUAACAGAUGUGAUUGAGUUGCAAUUUUGUCAUGGAUAG